Plasmodium cynomolgi strain B is the source of this 708-nucleotide messenger RNA. RefSeq names its product CYIR protein. The record is from RefSeq and is a predicted model, not a curated record. The transcript has 3 exons. Lineage: Eukaryota; Apicomplexa; Aconoidasida; Haemosporida; Plasmodiidae. Bases 1 to 708 code for a protein of 235 amino acids.
AUGACAGAUCCUGUUUUAGAUAAAUUACCUUCAACAAAUUUUCUUAAAGCGUUGAAUGGCAAUGUAAAUGGCAAAAAGUACUCUAUUAAUUGUGAAAGUAUUGGAAUAGAUUCUCCUGAAAAAGAAAAAAUUAAUGAUAUUUGCACCAAACUUGAAAAAAAUAUAUACUAUCUAGAAAAUGAAUAUAAUCAGCAAUAUUUAGAAAGUGUUCAUAAUAAAGAUUUAUCAUUUUUCGAUAAGCAUUGUUAUGAUUUGAAUUACUGGUUAUAUGAUGAAUUAGCUAAAAAGCUUGAUGCAAAAAUUCAAAAACAGUGGAAUAGUAUUGACAAAAAUGGACGACCUAAUGAUAGUAGUAAAAUAUGUAAUCCCGAAUCCCAACUUUUUAAAACGGGAUUAUUCGAAUAUAUCAAAAAAUUACUUGAUUACUUUGAAAAUUUUGAAACAUUUACAAAAGAAAUGGGAACACAGAAUAAAGAACCAAAUAAAUAUUGCGACUAUAUUAAAAAAUGUGUUCCAUUAUAUUUUACGUUUAAACAAUUAUGCCAGCUAAUAUCAAAUAAUAUAUGCGAAAAAUAUUUAAAACAUGAUGAUAGUUAUAAUCCUGCAGAAUUAUUGUCUAAUUUAUCAUGUGUGGAAGGAAACAAAUAUGAAGUUAAACUUGAUGAAAGUCUCGUUUUGGCAACAUUCUCCCAGGUUUUGGUAGUAUAA